This is a messenger RNA of Mercenaria mercenaria, 4352 nucleotides long. RefSeq lists its product as uncharacterized. Bases 217 to 3441 code for a protein of 1074 amino acids. NCBI's taxonomy places the organism in Eukaryota, Metazoa, Mollusca, Bivalvia, Venerida, Veneridae. The transcript is spliced from 12 exons. The record is from RefSeq and is a predicted model, not a curated record.
UUUCAGCACACCAGUUUACAACUAUAUAAAUAGAUAAUCGACACAGACCGGAACCGUCGACGCGAGAAAAAACAGUAAUCGAAUCGGGGAAUAUACGCCAUACUCAGGGCGUCGAAAAUUCCCCUGUCAACAAAAGAUUGUGAAAUACCUCUCAGCAUGGCAUUGUAUGAAAUUACACACAAAUGAUAGACAAGAGGCUGACAACACAAUGUAAAGAUGAAGAAAUGUCUGCUCUGUGUGCUGCUGAAGAUUCUGGUGUGUAGUUUUACCACUGCUGAUAAAUGCUCACCAAACCUGGAAGACAAGACUAUAUCGUUUGAUACAACAUGUCCAACUAACUGUUCGCAAGAGCCACCCAGAAUUGAUGGAGAUAAUACGUUUUUCAGCUGUUCUAUUGGUAUUCAGAAAGAUGUAGAUCAAUACAGAAAGGUCAACAAAAAGCAGUUCCUUCAAAAAUCUGCCAUCUUUGAUGCACCAGUGAUACAAGGAGUGGAACUUUACUGGAAACAAUUUCCUGGUCAUCAGUCAGAACAGUCCUUGAGGUUCAAUUUCACUUUACCAAAAGGAAUUGAAAGUUCAUGGAGGUUACCACAAGCUGUGCUUCUCAAGUUUAAGGCCUUACCAGGGAAACGUGUAGACAAAUUCUAUACAAAAUGUCCAAGGGAGAGAAUUUUCCAGUUCCACAACUAUAAAGCAGAUUCUUUUUAUGAUGUGUCAAAUCCAAAAAGAAAUAAUUUAUUCCCAGAAGUUUUCAAAGAGCGUCAGCUGAUGUUUGACUGUAUGGUAGGACUUGAGGGAAAUGUUUAUGCUAUCACUUUACAAACUGCUGAAGGAAAGAAUGCCACUUACAUAACUACAGUAACAGAUAGAGAGGAGAGUGGGUUAAACAUCUGGCAUCCUGUCAUCAUGACAUAUUUGAAUAAAACUGACUGGUCCUUGUACGUGGUUGUAGAGAAACCGCCAUCGGGGUACAAAGUGCAGAGUUACCGGAUCAGCCUUGUUCAGAUCUGGCUUGGAGUUAUACGCACUACAGAAAUAGAUCUGAAGGAAAGAAACUCCACAGUGUUUUCUAAUCUUAAAAAGGGACAAUAUAAAGUGAAGGUUACACCAAUAUGUAGGACAGCAUGUAAGAAACCUGUAAAUCAUUCAACAGAAUCAGCUAUAAUAGAUGCAGGGGAACUAGAUUCAGAAGAUUAUCCUCAUUAUCUAGAAGAAACACUGGAACCUAUGAAAGUGGUUGCCAUGGUAGCAGGAUGCAUCAUGGGAGUAACACUUCUGCUGUCUAUUACAUACUGCAUAAGACAACGACCAAAAUGUCAGGAAAAUAGCCAUGGGAGUGUGCCUUGUGGCCUUCUUCUACAUCCUUUUGAAUGUCAUUCUACGACUGGUGAAUAUGAUCUCGUAAUAAAACUGAACCGAUACAUUAAUGAAGCGUGUGACUGCACAGUAACCAACUAUCUGGAUUUGCAGUUGCAAAGAGCUGAAGUUGGACAGAGUGAAAUCGUAGACAAAACUCUAAAAGAUUGCACAUUUGUUCUGGUCUUGUACACCUCAAAUUGUUUUAAUGCUGACGCAAUGAAUUACGAUACUGAUUUUUAUUCAUGUGUUUUAAAAGCAGCAGUUGAUCGUAGAAGGAGUCAUAAUGAUAUCCGGAUAAUACCUUUACGAUUUCUCUUUAACAGCAAUAAUGACGUUUCAACUGUGAUUAGCUCUAUUAAUAUACCAGCUGUCAAUUUUAUGGAUGAUCCAGACAAAGUUUAUUGUAAAAUUCAUGGUUUGGACAAAAGACCACCAAGCACAAAGUGUUUACAAAAUGAAAAUUCGUCACAGUUUAGAGACAUGUGGUCUGAUCUAAAAGGGACUGUUGAUCGGGUUAAUAGGAAUAAUUAUGAUGUUGAACAUGGUGAGUCUGAACGAUUGUUACAACAGUAUGGUAUUCUAGGUGAAACUGCGAGAGAAAUUCCAGUACUUCCUAAAGAAGUUGAUAAACCUGUUGGUAAGGUAACUGGUAAAAGACAGUUUCGAGAGAUUGCAAUGAUGAAUGCAGAAACUGACUCAUUGAUAGGGAAGCAAGAGACUGUUCAUUCUCAAGAAAGAGCUAAACUGUUUGAAGGAUAUACUAGAAGCCAAAAUAGUUGUCAUCCCCAUACAAAGGAAAAUGAAACCUCUAAAAUUAAAGAAAGUAUAAGAAGGGCCAAUUAUGAACCAAAGUUAGAAAGUCAUAGAGAACAGUUUGAGAAAGCAGAAAGUUAUAGUGCACAAAAACUUAACCAGCGAAAUGUACAAAUGUGUGAGGCAGAAGUGCAUUAUUCUGGAGAAAACACAGUUACCUCUUGCCCCUUGCAAAGCAGACAGCCUGAUUUACAUUGUCAUGGUUGGCAGAUUUCUUUACCUGAGGACUCUGCACAUCAACUACAGAGUUCUGGUAAAAAAGAUGAAAUACACAACAAGAAGUUUAGAUCUGAAAAACACCAGUUGCAUUUUAAUAAUAAAAGAGAUCAGAAUGAAGGACAUAAUGAAUUUGUACCUGUUAUGAAUUUUAAUGCUGAAGAUUCUGAUUUAGAAGACUUUAUUUUGGGUGAACCUGAGAGGAAAGAUUUAGAGACGGGUGAUGAGGAAGAGGGUGCACAUUUUUUAGGCAGACAUGAUAUGCCACUGUUUUUGCAUGGAAAUCUUCAUCAUCAUCCUUACCAUUGUCAAAAUCGAGUAUUUGAUCAUAGAAAUCCAGCGCAUUCAAACAAUAUUUUCCAUGAAGUUUAUCAAAGUCAGUUGUCUGAUCAACCAUACCUGCAUCACCAUGGUAACAUGCAUUUUCGUAACCAAAGACCUCAUUUUCGACCCGUAAUGACUCAUCAACAAAUGUUUCAUCAUGGCCACAGCAGCUUUCAUCAAUAUCAGCCAGAUGAUUACAUUCCAAGGAAUCAUAAUCACCAAGGGGGUCUUCCAGCUGAGCAUCUGAGUAACUUUGAUCAAGAAAACUUCUCUGAUCACCAUCACUGUCAUCAGCAGCAGAAGCACCACUUGAAUAAUUUACAACAUCCAGUUGAACAUUUUAAUGAACCUGAACAGUGUUUAAUGCCACCAGUAGCCCAUGAGCAAAUUAUGAAUAAUUGUAAACAAGAUAUGACUUUGCAGUCUCCAACUUUAAACUUUGAUGCAGUUGAUCCCCCAAAUGAUUUGAUGAAAGGGACUGACCAAACAGCAGGUAUUGACAAAAAGGUUGAAAAUACAAAGCAGAAGGUAACUGAUCUAUCAAAAGCGAGUUCAGUUCAUAGCUUGCCCACAGAACUUGAGGGCUGUAUGUGGAUUAAACCAGAUGAUUUUGGAAGUGACAGCCUGCAACCUCCUAGUUACAGUCCCGAGCCGCCAGAAGAUCUAGAUAAUAUAACAGACUCCCAGAUCCUUGACCAGAUGAUGCAGAUCAAUGAAAAUAACACUUGAUAUAAAAUUAUAUAUGUUAUAUUAUGUAACAGUUAAAUAGUGAUUGCUUGAAGUUGCAAGGUUAUGAGCAGAAUGCUUGAGUUUUGAGCCAACCAAACGUAAAAGAAGGAAGUCAGCAUGGGGCCAUUUUGCAUUGCUCCAGUCAGGCCAGGUUCUUGAGCUGUCAAUGCUCAAAUUAGCUUCACUUAUCCUGCUACAUUUCUAUAAUGGAUUUGGACAGACCAUUAACUGUUUAAAGGGAUGCUUACCUUAAAGAUACUGACUGAAUAGCUAAUAGUGUGGAUCAUGAUCUGGUCACAAGACAGAAUCAGUCGUGUCCAGCAUAAUAAGUAGUUGUAUUUUUGCUCAAAGUACUGUAGAAUUGUUAUUUUUCUUGUCAUUUUUAGCUCACCUGAGCACAAAGUGCUCAGGGUGAGGUAUUGUGAUCGCUCACCGUCCGGCGUCCGUCCGUCCGUCCGUCCGUCCGUCCGUCGUCCGUCCACACUUUCCUUUAAACAACAUCUCCUCCUAAACCAACAGGCCAAUUUUGAUGAAACUUCACAGGGAUGUUCCUUGGAUGGCCCCCUUUCAAAAUUGUUCAAAGAAUUGAAUUCUAUGCAGAACACUGGUUGCCAUGGCAACCGAAAGGAAAAACUUUAAAAAUCUUCUUCUCAAAACCAGAAGACCUAGAGCUUAGAUAUUUGGUGUGAAGCAUUGCCUAGUGGACCUCUACCAAGUUUGUUCAAAUCAUGACCCCGGGGUCAAAAUUGACCCGCCCCAGGGGUCACUUGAUUUUACAUAAGAAAAUCUUAAAAAAUCUUCUUCUCAAAAACCAGAAGCCUUAGAGCUUAGAUAUUUGACAUGUAGCAUUGCCUAGUAGACCUCUACUAAAAUUGUUCAAAUCAUGACCCCGGGGUCAAAAUUGACUCUGC